Messenger RNA from Xyrauchen texanus (razorback sucker), 3839 nucleotides. Its product is annotated as synaptic vesicle glycoprotein 2A-like. Gene Ontology annotation, biological process: transmembrane transport; chemical synaptic transmission. The coding region runs from base 242 to 2443 and encodes 733 amino acids. Lineage: Eukaryota; Metazoa; Chordata; Actinopteri; Cypriniformes; Catostomidae. Gene Ontology annotation, molecular function: transmembrane transporter activity. The record is from RefSeq and is a predicted model, not a curated record. Gene Ontology annotation, cellular component: membrane. The transcript is spliced from 13 exons.
CAUAAAGCCUUCUGCAUCACCACGUCUAAAAUUUCACCGUAUUUUCUAAAAAAUAUUCUAGGCAGUACUUGGAAAAAUAAUUAGAGCAGAAUCGCACCGACUGCCACAUACUCUAGUACGAGUAUUGGGUGCUGUCCAAGGUACUAAACUCCUCUAGCCCAGCUUUACUCUACUACAUGCCAACUGGUAGCUCCUGACACCCAGUUCCAGCACUCUUUAAAUCAACGCACAACUUUCAGCCAUGGAUGAGGGUUAUAGAGACCGCACAGCCUUCAUUAAAGGUGCUAAAGACAUUGCCAAAGAGGUCAAAAGGCAUGCGGGUAAAAAGGUAGGCCGCCAUGUGGACAAGGUGGCCGAUGAGUACACCAAGCGCUCUUACACUCGCUUUGAAGAGGAAGACGAUGAUGAAGACUACCCUGUGCAGGCUCAGGAUGGCAGCUAUUACCGUAGCAACAGCAGGGCCAAUGACGAUGAUGGGGCUCACAGUGACUCUACGGAAGGCCAUGAUGAAGAUGAUGAGAUAUAUGAGGGUGAAUACCAGGGCAUCCCUAGAAACGACUCUGUGGAAAAGGGGGACAGACAGGUGGACGGAGUGGGACAGUCGCAGUUCCGGGACAUGACACAGUACGAGGGCGAGAGGAGGAAAGACCAGGAGGAGUUGGCCCAGCAAUACGAGACCAUUCUCCAGGAGUGUGGCCAUGGCCGCUUCCAAUGGACCCUCUACUUCGUGCUGGGUCUGGCCCUCAUGGCAGACGGUGUGGAGAUCUUCGUGGUGGGCUUCGUACUGCCUAGUGCUGAGAAAGACAUGUGCUUGUCCGAGCCCAACAAAGGAAUGCUGGGUCUUAUUGUGUAUCUGGGUAUGAUGGUGGGUGCCUUCGUAUGGGGAGGUCUGGCUGACAGAAUCGGGCGCAGACAGACUCUUCUCAUCUCUCUCUCCAUCAACAGUGUAUUUGCUUUCUUCUCCUCCUUUGUCCAAGGAUACAGCUCUUUCCUGUUCUGUCGCCUGCUCUCCGGUGUGGGGAUUGGUGGUUCGAUUCCCAUCGUUUUCUCAUAUUACUCGGAGUUUCUGGCUCAGGAGAAGCGUGGCGAGCACUUGAGCUGGCUCUGCAUGUUCUGGAUGUUUGGAGGCAUCUACGCUGCAGCCAUGGCCUGGGCCAUCAUUCCCCACUAUGGCUGGAGCUUCCAGAUGGGAUCAGCCUACCAGUUUCAUAGUUGGCGAGUGUUUGUGCUAGUGUGUGCGUUCCCCUCCGUCGCUGCUAUCGUGGCGCUAACCACCAUGCCAGAGAGCCCACGCUUCUACCUUGAGAACGGGAAACAUGAUGAAGCCUGGAUGAUUCUGAAACAAGUCCAUGAUACCAACAUGAGGGCAAAGGGCUACCCAGAGAGGGUCUUCUCAGUCACCACCAUUAAGACGGUGAAACAGAUGGAUGAGUUGGUUGACAUGGGCGGAGAGGCUACAGCCUGGCACCUGCGCUGGAGGAUGAAGCUCACCAACCUCUUCCAUCAGGUGUGGCGAAACUUCCUGACCAUCUUUAAUCCAGAGUACAGGAGGAUCACCUACAUGAUGAUGGCCGUUUGGUUUUCCAUGUCCUUCAGCUACUACGGUUUGACUGUUUGGUUCCCUGACAUGAUCAAAUACCUGCAGAAACAAGAGUACUCCUCACGCACAAAGGUCUUCAUUAAGGAGAAAGUGGAGCAUGUGACCUUUAACUUUACGCUAGAGAACCAGAUCCACCGGAAUGGAGAGUACUUUAACAACAAGUUCUUAAAUCUGAAAAUGAAGUCUAUGGUGUUUGAAGACUCCCUGUUUGAGGAAUGCUACUUUGAGGAUAUCACGUCAAGCAACACCUUCUUCAGAAACUGCACGUUCAUCUCCACCCUCUUCUACAACACUGACUUGUUCAAGUACAGGCUGAUCAACAGCAAACUCAUCAACAGCACAUUCCUCCACAACAAAGAGGGCUGUAUGCUGGAUUUCAGCGAUGAGAACAACGCCUACAUGAUCUAUUUCGUCAGUUUCCUUGGGACACUCGCUGUCCUGCCUGGCAACAUUGUGUCUGCUCUACUCAUGGACAAGAUCGGACGUCUAAGGAUGUUGGCGGGCUCCAGUGUGAUUUCCUGCGUUAGCUGCUUCUUCUUGUCAUUUGGAAACAGUGAAUCAGCUAUGAUCGCCUUGCUGUGUCUCUUUGGGGGCAUCAGCAUUGCAUCAUGGAAUGCCCUGGAUGUACUAACGGUGGAGCUGUACCCCUCCGACAAGAGAACUACAGCCUUUGGGUUUCUAAACGCCCUGUGUAAGUUAGCUGCAGUUCUGGGCAUCAGUAUCUUCCAGUCAUUUGUGGGCAUCACUAAAGCGGUGCCCAUCCUCUUCGCAUCGGGCGCUUUGGCCGUCGGAAGCUUCUUGGCUCUAAAGCUUCCGGAAACUCGCGGUCAGGUGCUUCAAUAAUCUAGUCAGCAGGUGGAGGUGUUUUAGUCGGGAAAGCUUGACUGUGUCACCCAACCCCAAACCCUGUCCGUGAGUGAGCAAUGCUGGAAGCAGUCGAAAGCAAACAUCACAUUUACAAAUCAGUUAGAGAUAUCUUCAUUCCUCCAACGUGUGCAAUUGUAUUAUUAUUUUAAUUUGACCUCAUUCAAAUCUAUAUGUAUAAAUGUAAUCCCUGGCAUUUUGAAAAGGGAAUAAUGAGACCCAUCCAGUUAUUCUAUGUUUCCAUUCAGCAGAUAAAGUUAUUUUCUGUAGUGAAUUGACCCCUUGAUCCACUUCUGAUCUUGUCUACAGGAAUAAUAGAGACCCUUUGUAUGUGCAGAAAAACUGCCAUGUUUAACACAUUCCAGCUUUGCGUUCUUUAUGGUACGAAUGUGAAAAUUAACAUGAUCAGUUUGACUUUCCCUUUAAACUUUGUCCAAGCCAUUGUGUGAUCUGAAAACCUUCACCGAGGACCCGUGACAUCAUUAGGUAGAUAUUUGAAUGGACAUGUUGAGCUAGUGGUCCUGGUCAUUGUCAUUGCUUUGCUCCCAAGAACAACAUUUUUAAGAUCGUGCAUGAUGGCACGCCUCACUUUUCAAGUUUGGAUGUUUCAAUGCAAUUACUACUAAAGUCACAUUAUUAUAGUCCGUAUCAUCGGUGAACACGUUUUUGGUUCUGUUUCAUCUGAAAAAUACCUUUGUUCUUUCAAGAUGUCUGAUUAAGGUGUUGUGCAUGUAAUGAUGUGUAAAUUCAUAUGAAUAUGCUUGAAGAUAGUGAACAUAACUGAAGAAAGUGCUCUGUUUUACUGUACCCUAACCAUGAUUCUUUAGACAUCAUUUCAAAUGUGAAAUACGUGACAUUGAUGGGUGGACUAGACAAGACGAACAGCUCUCUGAGCUUUGCCGUUAUCCAUAUUGUGCAUUAUUAUUAUUUAUCUAGUAUGCUAAAAACAGAACAUACUGUUUGCUUUCCUCGUAAUAUCAACAGAGCAGUUUCAGUUGUGUUUCUUUGAAUGUGCGCAAACCUUGAGACGAAAGUUACAUCGAAAGUUAAAUCAUCCAAAUCAUUCAGUCAACACAGGCAUAAAAACUAAAGGAAAAAAAUUAUUAAACGAAGCACAAGGUGAUUUGAUUAAACUAUCAAAACCAAUAGGUUUAUUUUGAUGAUUAUGUACAUUAUGUAUUGAAUAUAAAUAUAUAAAAAAUAGCUGUUAAUCAAGUCUGUCUGUUUGAACACACAAGUUAAUAUUAAAUAUACAAACAUAUAUAUACAUGAGAAAAAAAAUACUUCCAUGUUCAGAUGUUAAACUAGUACCUACAAGUCUUAGAUUCCAUUUGAUGUUUGUAUAUACAGAUUAUCUGUUUAUUAAGAGAUUUUG